This is a messenger RNA of Vigna umbellata (rice bean), 1167 nucleotides long. Lineage: Eukaryota; Viridiplantae; Streptophyta; Magnoliopsida; Fabales; Fabaceae. The record is from RefSeq and is a predicted model, not a curated record.
AAGAUACUAUCAACCAUGCACAAUUGUCGAAAGCAAUGUUCGAUGCAGCAAAAUCAGGAAACACUAAUAUUUUAGAACUUCUGUUAAAGUACCAUCCUGAUUUGCUAUUUGAAGUGAACUCUAGCAAGCAAAGCUUACUUCACAUUGCAAUUCUACAUCGACAAAAAUCUGUCUGCAAACUAAUAUUAAGCAAGCCGGCUGCAAAGAAUAUUAUGACAAAACUGGUUGAUUCUGGGGAUAACACUGUUCUUCACAUAGCUGGAAAGAUGGGACAACGUGAAAUAAAACCAGGAUUUUCAACAAACCAUGUUCUAAUGAAUAGUGAGGAGAAAUGGUUUCAGGAUGUGGAGAAAAUAGUUCCACCUGCAAUGAAAACAAUGAAAAACAAAGAUGGUUUGACUCCAAAAGAAUUGUUCUAUCUGACACACGAAAUUUUGCACAAGGAAUCAAUAUCAGGACUGCAAGCUACGGCAAAUACAUUGUUAGUGGUAGCAACUCUGGUUAUUGGCCUAGGGAUCACCGGAGGUAUGACCCUUCCUAUUGGGAAUAUCGAUAGUAGAAAUACUCCUUUUUUCUCAAGGAAGAUAUGGUAUACGUUUUUCUUUCUGUCCGUUGCACUUGGAACAUGUUUAUGCGCUUCGUCUAUGUUCUUCUACGCUUCGGUUAUUCUUCCUGUAUGUUGGGCAAGACCAGAGGAAGAGUCUGUCCGGUUGCGGCUAACAAAGUUGGUAUUUGGGAAUGUGUCACUUUUCGCCUCUCUUGGACUGAUGUUUCCUGCUCUAAUUUGCGCUUCGGUGUUGAUCUUUGAAUUCUUAUCCAGUUGGAUCCUUUACUUCAUUUCUGGACUUGGUUUAAUGGUAUUCGUUGUGCAUCUUACACUUGAUUAUAACCGAUGGAUUGGCAUUGCGUGUUCGGUGCUAUCUUAUUUGGAGGAUGCUCCAUCGUCUACGCCAAUAAUGUUACGCCCAAUCUUCCUCACAUUCGCAAAGAAAAAGGCUUGAAUGUCCUUCAAUAAACUAAAUAUGAGAUUGUGCCCUAGAAAAAGUUUGCAAGGAGUUUCUUAUUUUGAGACUGUUUUUAUUUGCAUUUCAUCUGGUGCUGUGAUUUGUUUUCUUGAGAUUCUAUUAUUUGCCUGUUUAUGGUGCACAUUUGAAAUUUUAAGAACUU